This is a messenger RNA of Owenia fusiformis, 1078 nucleotides long. NCBI's taxonomy places the organism in Eukaryota, Metazoa, Annelida, Polychaeta, Sabellida, Oweniidae. The record is from the annotation of a GenBank genome assembly.
CUGGAAUGUGGAGAAAAUUAUAGCAAAUGAUCGCUCCCCAGAAUUUUCUCGAAGUCUCACGUAAUCACACGAGAACAAAUAUGGCAGCCCUCAGUGCGUGUUUCCGAGCUACUAGAAGUUUAGUUGGAUUUAACAGUUCAAUCUUGGCUCGAUCAACACAUUUAAGAUCGCCUCAACAAAGCAGACAUUGGUCAACAACUGCUACAGAAGAAAAUGUUGAUUCUAAAGAGGAGAAAACUGAUAAACCUGAAGAAAAACCUGAAAUAUCAGAUAUAGAAAAGAGUUUACGAGAAGAAAAACAGAAACUAUUAGACCAGAUAGCUGAUGUUCAGGAUAAAUACAAAAGAUCACUAGCAGAAACAGAAAAUGUUCGAACAAGGAUGAAGAAACAGGUUGAUGAUGCAAAAAUCUUUGGAAUCCAAGGAUUCUGUAAGGACUUACUUGAGGUGGCUGAUAUUCUUGGUAAAGCCACGGAAAGUGUUCCCCCAGAUGCCCUAACUGGUGACCCCUACCUGAAGUCAAUGCAUGAAGGACUAACUAUGACGGAGACACAAUUACAAAAAGUGUUUAACAAACAUAACUUAAUAAUGAUUAACCCUGACGUUGGUGAAGUAUUUGAUCCAAACUUCCAUGAGGCAUUGUUUCAGACACCUAUGGAGGGAAAGGAGGACAAUACUAUAGCUGUUGUAACUAAAGUUGGUUACAGAUUACAUGAGCGUACCAUUCGUGCUGCUUUGGUUGGUGUCGUAAAGUCUCCAUCUUGAUUGAACAAUAUAUAUUGAAGAUUAUGAAUGGUCCAACAGAGAACUGGAAAUCUGCAAUGUCUUGUCACAUGUGCAUCAUGUGCAUCAUAUACUACUGUAUUAUUAUAUCAAAUGAUUCCAAUGCACAGUGCAACAUAUCUUAAAAGUAAUAGGCCUAAUUUUUGAUUUGACUUCAAUGUACAUGUCUAUGUUCAAAAUAAGAAGGUAAUUGUAACAUAAUGACAGAUUUUUGAGAAAUUAUUUGGCCAAAUAUCAUGUUUUUAUUUUGUAUAUUUAAUUGAUAUUAAUAAUAAAAUUGACAUAGAUGAAAUGAA